This is a messenger RNA of Eurytemora carolleeae, 1154 nucleotides long. RefSeq lists its product as uncharacterized. The record is from RefSeq and is a predicted model, not a curated record. The coding region runs from base 13 to 861 and encodes 282 amino acids. NCBI's taxonomy places the organism in Eukaryota, Metazoa, Arthropoda, Copepoda, Calanoida, Temoridae. The transcript has 9 exons.
AUAACAUUUUUUAUGUUCGAAACAUAUCAGGCCCUGCAAGAACUAGGAGAUCUUAUAAGUGAUGAUCUCAAGAUUAAGUGUAUGCAUGCUUGCGAUGAAGCCUACCAUAAGCAAGUUCUCGCUGCAACAGAAACUCUGAAAUUCAAGUUUAAGAUCAAGAUAGUAAAGAUUACCACAAAAGAAUUUCGACAGUACUUUGUUGAGAACCUGAGCGUGAAAGGGAUUGGAGAAGUUGGUCGAGGUAUUCUGGUCGGAUACAAACCUUGUCUCAGUCAGAAUUCUGCCUCUACAGUGAGCAGGAUAGUCGCUAACCCUACUCCCUAUAGCUUCCUUACUAUCAGUGAACUGAAGAAACCGAGGAAGAAAGUUAGCAGGAAGAAGAUUCAUACUAUCUUAGAGUUCAACCCAUCGGACAACUGCAGGAAACUAGGAAAGGGUAAGGAUGAGAAGGCCUGGAACCGACCUAUGCCGUACAACGAGAAACUCCGGCGGGCGAGUACAAAUGCUGAGGUUCGAGAAAUUGCAGAAAAUUUCUCGAAUCUGAGCAAAUGGAUGAUCAUUAAGGAUCGAUUUCGCAAGGGAGCGAAACCAUUGCCGAGGAUUGUAAUCACAGAAGAGUGGAGGAAGAUUGAGGAUAUCCGGAUACCCCAAAUACAUGAUCUCUACUCAAGGGAUUACGGGGUGAGAACUAGACCUAGAGAUAUUCGUCUAGCUGAGCUGGCCAGAAAGUCUGGAGGUACAUUACAUCUUUCAGGACAUAAUAUCAAGGUUCAAACAUCUUCUAGACCAGAUGAUGAUCACAAGAGUUACAAGUUUAGGAGUAGGAACCUUCCCUCCCCUCCAUUCUGUACUCUCAAGUAAAUUCUACAUUAUCAUUCUUCUCAAGUUUCCUAUUAUAUAAAUUGUUUGUUAUUUCUAAUAUGAAAAUCCACAGCAUCCUGUAUUUCAUUUAGUCUUUCUACCCACUUAAUUUAAUGGAAAUUCUCCAAAUAAUUCAAUCAUAUUCUUAAUAUUUCAUUCAUUCAGUUUGGGUUAACUCAUAAAAACAACCUACCCUGGUUAGGCGGGACCUGCCUACACGUUAAAUUAUGGUAUAUUUUUACUGCUGUAAAUAUCUACCUAAAAUAUGUAAAACUAGUUAGGGAACCCAGCUU